AUGGGAGACGUCGUGUUGAAGUUAGCUCGUACCGCCCCGUAUUAUCGUAGAAAUCGUCCGCAUAUAUGCUCUUUCUGGGUAAAAGGUGAAUGUAGAAGAGGUGAGGAGUGUCCUUAUCGGCAUGAAAAGCCUACGGAUCCUGAUGAUCCACUUUCUGAACAAAACCUGAAAGAUCGUUACUACGGUCAUGAUGACCCAGUUGCAGCCAAAUUACUGUCGAAAUAUGACUCAAUGCCUAAGCUUACACCUCCAGAGGACCGUACAAUAACUACUUUGUAUAUUGGAGGUAUUCCUGAAGGCAUGACGGAAAAGGAUCUACGUGAUCACUUUUAUCAAUUUGGUGAAUUACGUUCUGUCAAUCUUCACGCCAAACAACGGUGUGCUUUCAUACAAUUCACUACUAGAAGUGCUGCAGAACGUGCCGCCGAACGAACUUAUGAUCGGUUAAUUUUAGGUGGCCAUCGGUUAACCGUUAAUUGGGGAAAAUCACCAGCGGCUUUGGCUGCAGCUAAUUCUCACUUAUCAGCAGAAACGGGUGAUAUAAGCCUACCUCCUGUACCUGGUUUGCCUCUACCUCCUGCUUUACCUCCAACCAAUUUAUUGAACAGAGCUAUGUCAGUUGGUCUUAGUGGAGGCUUUUUCAUGGCGCCGCCUCCACCACCCCCGCCGCCACCACCACCUUUUACCAGAUCUCUAUUAAACUCUACUUCUGAUCUAGCAUCGGGUGAUAAAAUGCCUAUUGUCUCGACUAUACAAAUCGCACCACCAGUAGUUGAACCACUACCACCCGGAGAAAUAUUUAUGCGUGGCCCACCGCCACCACCUUUGCCACGAUACGUCGUUCGUCCUACUGCUGGCUUAUUGCAGACACCACCGUCAUCGGUUUUGCCUGACCCUAGUUCAACAGGCGUAUUGCCUCCAGGGCCACCACCACCACCCCCGCCGCCACCCCCGUCAUCCAAAACUGUAUCCUCAAAGGAAUCAAAGUCAAGUAAAGACACACCAGCUGAUGAAGCAUUGGGUAUUCAUUAUCCAAGUCAAAAUCCUCAACGGAUGGGUAGUGUACCGCACACUGAACAGCAUGACUAAUUAAUGUUGUACAAUUCCAAUGCAUAAAUAUGUCUCAUUGAAUCAUAUAUAAAUGGUUUCAUAAUCUUAUAUUCCGGUUUCGAUACUCAUUCUCUAUGGUUUGGACGUUUAUAAGCUUAAUGAUAAUAAUUAAAUUUUAUCCCACUUACGUUAUCAUUGACUGCUGGAUGCGUGUAAAUAUCUGUUUUAUUCCACUUAGGAUUGUCGUGCACAUGGGCUUGUGUUAUCCCUACACAAACUCAUACAGUAUCUUUUUGUAUAUAGCUAAUAGUAAAUCUAUCAAUAGAAUUCAUAUCGUAUUUAAGAGUUGUGUUUGAUAAACGCUGGCUACCUUAGCCUGUUGUGUAGCGUUUGUAAAACUUAGUAUAUCUAGUCUCUCA
Messenger RNA from Trichobilharzia regenti, 1469 nucleotides. NCBI's taxonomy places the organism in Eukaryota, Metazoa, Platyhelminthes, Trematoda, Strigeidida, Schistosomatidae. The record is from the annotation of a GenBank genome assembly.